Toxorhynchites rutilus septentrionalis is the source of this 1847-nucleotide messenger RNA. RefSeq names its product protein prenyltransferase alpha subunit repeat-containing protein 1 (gene temp). Bases 157 to 1425 code for a protein of 422 amino acids. Gene Ontology annotation, cellular component: cytoplasm. Gene Ontology annotation, molecular function: protein prenyltransferase activity. Gene Ontology annotation, biological process: protein prenylation. The transcript has 3 exons. The record is from RefSeq and is a predicted model, not a curated record. Lineage: Eukaryota; Metazoa; Arthropoda; Insecta; Diptera; Culicidae.
UUUAUUUGGUACGUGCGGACCGCAAAGUGAACCGCAACAUCACAUAUAUUCGGAAUAUUCACGACAAUGUUGAUCAUUAUUUUGUAGAAUUUGGACCUGUAAAGUUCGUUUGCUUCGCUUACAGAAGCAGUGUUCUAAUUUUAACAUUUAUUUUUUAUGUUAGAAAGUUUUACAAGAAAGAGCAAAACUGACAAGAUGAGUUUGUUGGAAGCUGUAAAUUUGGACGAUAGCAAUGCAUUUUGCGAAAAGAUCAUCAAUGAAAUUCAUUCGGUGUUUCUCAAUGAUACCGAACUGUCAGGUUUCGAAAUCAUACCGAUGCCUUCCAAUACGAACAAGUCGCCCGUUAUUCACGUAGAGCACAAUUUAGGGUUGCAAUCUUGGUGCGUAAAAUACAUUUACGAAUACUCUCAUCGAACAAUUCUUCGGCAUAAAUCUGAUUAUCAAAAAAUCUCAGGCGGGUCUGUCCCUGCGAGUGGUGCCGCGAACAGCAGCGGACACUGCUCACUGUUGAUGACCGGAAACGGCAGCAAUUCGAUCGUUAAGUACCUGAAUUGCGCUAUUCUGAUUAACCCAGAUGUGGCGACAUUUUGGAAUUUGAGGAGACAACUUUUCGCCAAGAACAGACUCGACAUAACGAAGGAAUUUCAAUUCUCGACGGUGGUGUUGAGCAAAAAACCGAAGUCAAACGAAGCGUUCGCCUACAGGCGAUGGUUAUAUCUUUUCCAGAGUUACGACGCCAUCGAUUGGUCAUUCGAGAUAGCCCUGUGCGAAAAGUGUGCGGAUAAAAGCACCACAAACUAUCACGCCUGGUGCCACCGGCAGUGGGUUGUCAUGAAGGCUCCUUAUCUGUUGAAAUUCGAAAUUCACAAAACGGAGAAAUUCAUACGUAAACACGUUCAUGACUAUAGCUGCUACAAUUACCGCCAGUUUGUGCUUGCGAAGAUGCAGGAGAGAUUACAUUUUGACGAUGACGAGGGAAGUCAUUUUAACGAACUCUUGCGGUAUGUAAAUGCCUUGGUCGAUACACCAAUGGAAACAGUGGAAGAACUACUCAGGUGGUUGGCUCCAGGUGUAUGUAAAGACAAAACUGUAGAUAUCAAAUUGCGUUCAUUUCUGUUUUGUCUGAAUGUUGCUGCCAAUGAUUUGAUGAUGUGCGAAGAGUUGAAAUCGUUACACGGUGAAUCACAAGCAUUCGAAAAUCAUCGUCGCUACAUGACAAGGUUCAUAGUUGAUCGUUGUCGUAGCGCCUCUUGCACACUGACGCGUGAAAUGGGAGGCCAAAUGUCUUCGUGUACUCAACCGAUGAAUAAAAUCACCAAAUUGGAUGAACAGGAUAGUUUGUUUGUACAAACAAUGAUACAGAACGAGAAAAAUCGAGAGCAUCCUCAGCAUCAGAAAUGGUGCGAAUUGUUUUUAGAGGGCUAGAUAUCGAUUGAGUGUUUGAAUCUUUGCGACUAUCAAUACUGCUAAAACAUGCUAAUCACUUUAGACAGGUUAUUUUUUCAAGUUCCUAGUCUAGUUUACGUUCUCACUGGCCCGUAUAUAUUUUCAUUUGUAUUGAAUAUUUUAAUUUUAAUUUCCGUUGGGUAGUUAAUAUUGUUUUGCGUUAAUCCUGAAAAGAAAAAAAAUGAGUACGGUUAUCUUACUUGUCUUAUCUUGUUUGUCUUAUUUUUAUUGUUCAUUCUCUAUUAUGCAGUUUGUACAGAAAAAUGUUAAGUAUAUAUGUACAUCUAAAAUUGAUAUGAAGUAGUCAUAGAGUCAUUACAUUAAUGAUGGUUAUAUCACAACGAACUUCAUUGUGUCUUUUGUUAAAUCUCAAUCUAAAUGUUUUAUAAAGCCUUUUUACA